UGUAAGAGCGUAUCGUACGUGUCUUUAGCUAAAAAAACUUUCAGAAGGAUUUUCUCUCUUUCUCUAACAACUCUAAGAAUCAAUGUCGACGAAGACGAAGAACUUCAGAAGGAAAAGAACUCACGAAGACGAAGAAGAUGAAGAAUCUAAGAAGAAACAGUCCAAAGAAGAAGAAGAGGAUGAAGAAGAAAGUAGAUUGGCAUUAGAGGAAAUUAAAUUUCUUCAGAAACAAAGGGAGAGGAAAUCAGGGAUUCCAGCCUUACCGAGUUUACAGACAGAUAGUGUUGCUCCAAAGCAAAGUGAAAAAAGUAAUGAAGGAGGAGAUGGAGAGGAAGACUUGGUUUUACAAGAUACAUUUGCUCAGGAAACUGCUGUAUUGGAUGAAGAUCCAAAUAUGGUAAAGUAUAUUGAACAAGAAAUGGCAAAGAAUAAGGGGAAGCAAAUUGAGGAUGUUGAUAAAGUUGAGAAUGAUUUAAAACGUGCUGAGGAUGAAUUAUAUGUUAUUCCGGACCAUCUUAAGGUGAAAAAGAGGAACUCAGAAGAAAGCUCUACUCAGUGGACUACUGGGAUAGCGGAAGUUCAGCUUCCCAUUGAAUACAAAUUGAGGAAUAUUGAAGAAACAGAGGCUGCCAAAAAGCUUUUGCAGGAAAAGAGGCUGGCUGGCCGGUCGAAGACAGAGUCGAGCAUCCCCGCAAGUUAUAGUGCAGAUUUUUUCCAACGUGGCAAGGACUAUGCAGAAAAACUUCGGAAAGAACAUCCAGAGCUGUACAAGGAUAAAAGCACACAGGAUAAUGAUGCUAGUACAAAACCUACGGACACGGCUAAUACAGAUGCAGCAGGUCGGAGGCAAGCUGCAACAGAUCAAUUCAUGCUUGAGCGAUUCCGUAGACGAGAACGCCAACGUGGUAUGCGGAGAUAGCUCAUAUGUGGGUUUCGUCUUUCGAGUUGCCUGCCCCGUCACACCCUUAAUUUCAUGGGCUGACAAUGGUUUCUCGAUCUACUGCUCGCAGUGCUUAGUAUAAAAGCUAUACAGUAAACAGAUCUCUCAAAUGGGUUAACAUGGAUUUGAUAGCGUUUCCUUGAUAUUCUAUCUGGAUAGUGCUGCUUUCCCGCCGUACAGGCAUCACCGAUCAAAAUCAGUGAGUAUAUGGAAGCUGACCAUUGGAGGAUGUGGAACUCGUGGUAAUGCCUAGUUGUGUACGGAUGGUGCUUGUACUGCAUUUCACGUUAUAUUCCCUAUAUUCUUUUGUUUUUGUUAUUUUCUUUUUUAGUCUGAAUGGCUAGUUCCAUUAACCGUCUAGUUUCUUUUUAGGUUUUAAUCUGUAUUAUUCUGUAUUGUGGAUUGAUUACAUUGAAUAUAUUCCCUUGUAAUGGAAGGAUCUUAAUUAGCCAUUUCUGUA
Molecule: messenger RNA, 1400 nt
Organism: Papaver somniferum (opium poppy)
Lineage: Eukaryota; Viridiplantae; Streptophyta; Magnoliopsida; Ranunculales; Papaveraceae
Product: protein COP1 SUPPRESSOR 2-like
Exons: 6
Coding region: 83-919 (278 amino acids)
Biological process (GO): mRNA splicing, via spliceosome
Cellular component (GO): spliceosomal complex
Source: RefSeq, a predicted model, not a curated record